AUGGCGGACGGUGCUGGCAGAGGCAAGAAGUUCAGUUUUUUGGACGGCAGUUUUCCUCGCCAACAUGGCAAGGCCAAGGGCAGUGGCAGGCAGUCGCAUCCAUCUUCUGCUGCCAGGGGGCCACGGCCUGGGCUGGACCAGGCGGAGCAGGAGGCUGCUUCAAUGGCUGGGCUGGACCAGCGGGCUGCUGCAUUUGGAGCUGGGCUGGACCAGCAGACUGCUGCGGUGGCUGGGAACCCUGGGAGCACCUCCAGCCGCUUCGGUCCAAGCAGGGAUCGUCGUGUGGAGAAUCGCCAAGGCCUCAUGCAGUCUCUCAUCUCGAUGAACACGACGAUGGUCCAAGAGAGACAGGCAUUGCGCAUUGCCAAGGAGGAGAUGGCGGAGAAGCAUCGCAUCGCCAUGGAGCAGGCCCAGGAUGACUUCGAGCAGCAGAUUCAGAAGGCGGUGGAGGUUGCACGGUGCGAGGAGCGGCAGAUCGCCGAGGCGGAGAGGAGGGAGCUGGUGGCCGAGCACGAGAGGUCUCUGAAACUGGCUCAGGAUGCGGCUCCUCGGGCACAAGAUUCCUAUGAAAAUGCUCGCAAAGCAUGGAAGCUGGUGGAGCAAAACUACAAGAACCUUCUCGCUGCAAAGGACCGGGCGGUCAAAGCUGCCGAAAGCAAGGCUGAGAACUUCAAGGAGCAGCUGGAGUCUGCAAAAUCCACAGCCGAGGCCCACUAUGGCAUCCGCAAUGCGCUCCGGCAGGAGGUGCAUGCACAGGCUGAGCAGAUUGGUCAUCUCAAGACCGAAGUCCAGCACCUGAAGGCUGAGCUGACGGCGAUGGACGAGCCGGCUGCAGCGAAGAAGCGUCAGCGAAAGCGGAAUGGUGCUUCACGGACACGGAACACCCAGCUCCGGUUGCGUUCGGAGCUCAUUCGGGCAUUGCAACGUAGUGUAGACUUCCUUCUGCUGGUUCUCCGGCUCUUCUUUGCUCGGCCCAGCUCGUUGCUGCCUGCUCGCUGUUCGGUUCCAGCUUUCUGCUUCUGGCUUUUGUUGUUUCCAUUCGCCAUGGCUUCUGCGGAGGACUCGAUCAUUCUCGAUUUCUCCAAUAUGGACAUUCCAGGUCCUUUCGAUAGCGACCGUGACGAGGAGUUCUCCAACGACGGGGAUAGUUCUGAUGACCAUAUCGAACCUUGGGUUCGCUAUCCGAAGCCUGGUGGAAUCGGCAAGUCUUCUGACGGUGGCAUGUCAGAGGUUACCGAUGGGAAGUCCGUGGCGGAUGGAACAGAAUCUUCGGCUGGCCAGGCUGGGAACUCUUUGGAUGGCAAGCCUUCCGCCGUCAAGGCCAAGGCCAAGGCCCAGGCCAAGGCUGCUUCCGAUGGCAAGCCCAUGGCUUCGGCUGGCAGCCGCGAGACCCCGGCUGCACCACAUGACAAUUCCGAGAUGCCAGGCGGAACGCCGACUCCGGAAGCCGAUGAAAAAUCACAGCGUGCCCAAGCCAUCCUGGCAUAUUACAAUGGGUUGUUCGGGCGCAAUGACUUCGUCUUCAUUGAUGCCGACGGCGGCUUUCAUUGUGCUGAGCCUGCUGAAGAUGAUGUGGCCAUGCGGAGCUGA
This is a messenger RNA of Symbiodinium necroappetens, 1590 nucleotides long. The record is from the annotation of a GenBank genome assembly. Lineage: Eukaryota; Dinophyceae; Suessiales; Symbiodiniaceae.